Molecule: messenger RNA, 471 nt
Organism: Theileria annulata
Lineage: Eukaryota; Apicomplexa; Aconoidasida; Piroplasmida; Theileriidae
Exons: 1
Coding region: 1-471 (156 amino acids)
Source: RefSeq, a predicted model, not a curated record
AUGAAGAUAAUUGAUGAAAUUAGAAAUUAUAAAUGUUUUAUAGCAUGUAACAAUUUCAAGUAUGUGAGUAAAAUACUUGAAUACUUUGAGAAACUUUACAAGAGUAAUAUUAUCCAAUACCGUAUAAUCAUAAAUAAGCUUAAAAAGACUUUAACUGAUUUGAGUUGUAAAAGAGGAUUUAUUCUGGGUAUUUUAGAUUAUCAGAGAGAGUCAAAUGAGUACAUGAGGGAGGAAGUUGUAAGGGUAGAGGGAAAAAAUAACAAGAUAAUACAAGAAAUAACAAGAGAAAUAAAUAUAAAUAGGAAUUAUGAAGAAAAAAUUACAAUAUACAAGAAAGAAAAGGAUAAUAUUAUAAACCAAAUCAUAAGAAUUGAGUCUAGAAUAGAAUUUAAUAAAAAUCAAAUAUUAUACAUGAAUUUCAUUGUACAUACAUUUGAAAAUAAGGUUAAUAACAUAAAUCCAUUAGUUUAA